Messenger RNA from Tilletiopsis washingtonensis, 1310 nucleotides. Its product is annotated as DnaJ-domain-containing protein. Bases 96 to 1289 code for a protein of 397 amino acids. Lineage: Eukaryota; Fungi; Basidiomycota; Exobasidiomycetes; Entylomatales. The transcript has 6 exons. Gene Ontology annotation, molecular function: ATP binding; Hsp70 protein binding. Gene Ontology annotation, cellular component: cytoplasm. Gene Ontology annotation, biological process: protein refolding; response to heat. The record is from RefSeq and is a predicted model, not a curated record.
CUCCUGACCUGCACAUCCUUCCCGUGAUCCACCACUGCACACAGGCAGUUCGUGCCGCUUGCUUCAGCACCUGUACAUCACUCGUGCCACAAGCCAUGCGCAGCGCAGCCGUCGCCCGGCCCGCACGGCCACGGCGCCGCCCCAACCUGCUGCUGCUCCUCGUCGCGCUGCUGGCGUGCGCUGUGGCGGCGGUGCAGGCGGCCAAGGACUACUACGCCGUCAUGGGCAUCGACCGCCGCGCCGACGACCGCACCAUCAAGAAGGCAUAUCGCAAACUGGCGCAGAAGCUGCACCCCGACAAGCACCCGGACAAGUCGGACGAGUUCGUGCAGCUCUCGGACGCCUACCAGGUGCUGUCGGACCCGGAGCAGCGCAAGAUCUACGACCGCUACGGCGAGGACGGCGUGAAGCGGCACCAGCAGCAGGCGGGCAGCGGCGGCGGGCACCACGAUCCGAUGAACGUCUUCCGGAACUUCUUCGGCGGACAUGGCUUCGGCGGGCCACAGGGCGUGCCGCGCGGGCCGGGCAAGCAGUACAACCUCGAGGUCGACCUGGCGGACAUGUACAAGGGGCGCACGGUCACCAUCCAGCACCAGCGCAGCAUCAUCUGCCCGGGCUGCGACGGGAGCGGCGCACGCAACAAGGGCGACAUCCACUCGUGCGAAGCGUGCAGCGGACAGGGCAUCCGCAUUGUGCAGCAGCAGAUUGCGCCCGGCUUCGUGACGCGGGCACAGAUGCAGUGUGACAAGUGCCGGGGCCAGGGCCGCGUCAUCAAGCACAAGUGCGACCGCUGCCACGGCAAUAAGGUCGUCGCUGAGACCGUCGAGCUCGAGGUGGAGAUUUCGCCGGGCGCGCAGGAGGGCGAGGAGAUUGUGUUUGAGGGCGAGGCGGACGAGAGCCCGGACCACGAGGCGGGUGAUGUGGUCUUCAGAGUCAAGUCCGUGCCGUCGAAGGGCACCUUCCGGCGGCGAGACACGCACCUCUACACGACGCACGCCAUCUCGCUCGGCGACGCGCUGCUGGGCUUCGAGCAUGCGCUGGCGCACUUUGACCAUGUGCUGCCGCUGCGCCGCACCGGCGUCACGCAGCCCGGCUGGGUGCAGACGGUCAGGGGGCAGGGCAUGCCGCGGCGCGAUGGCAGCGGGCACGGCGACUUGUUCGUCGAGUAUGUCGUCGUCAUGCCCGACGAGAUCGACGGGGACCUGCAGACCGCGUUUGAGAAGAUCUUCGGGCGGCCUGCUGUGCGCGAUGGGCGCAACGCGACGCACGCCGCGCACGACGAGCUAUAGAAUAGACUGUAUUGCAUGGCG